Molecule: messenger RNA, 1059 nt
Organism: Metschnikowia bicuspidata var. bicuspidata NRRL YB-4993
Lineage: Eukaryota; Fungi; Ascomycota; Pichiomycetes; Serinales; Metschnikowiaceae
Gene: RAD23
Product: Rad23p
Exons: 2
Coding region: 1-1059 (352 amino acids)
Biological process (GO): proteasome-mediated ubiquitin-dependent protein catabolic process; nucleotide-excision repair
Cellular component (GO): nucleoplasm; cytosol
Molecular function (GO): polyubiquitin modification-dependent protein binding; damaged DNA binding; ubiquitin binding
Source: RefSeq, a predicted model, not a curated record
AUGAAGAUCAAAUUCAGAGACUUGAAGAAGCUCACCGUCGAGGUCGACGCACAGCCCUCGGACUCCGUGCUUUCGGUCAAAGAAAAAGUCGCCGCGGCCAAGGACGUCGACGCGCUGCAGUUGAAGUUCGUCUAUUCGGGCAAGGUGCUCCAGGACGACAAGCUCGUGCUGGACUUCAAGAUCAAGGACGGCGACUCCGUGAUCACCAUGGUGUCCAAGGCAAAGGUAGCCACAAACACGGCUCCCACAAACACGGCUCCCACAAACACGGCUCCCACAAACACGGGGGCCACGAACUCGACAGCCACGAACUCGACAGCCACGAACACGGCGGCCACAACCACGGCGCCCGGCGGCAGCCAGAGCCCCAGCUCGGCCGCAGACUUUGCCGCGGGCCUGGAGCGCGAGGCCGCGGUCCAGAACAUGAUGGAAAUGGGCUACGACAGGCCGGAGAUCGAGCGUGCGUUGCGGGCCGCGUUCAACAACCCGCACCGCGCGGUGGAGUACUUGCUUUCGGGGAUCCCCGCGUCGUUGCAGGCGCCGGAGCCGGCGGAGGCCGGCGACGCCGAGGCUGACCGGGCCGGGCCGUCCGUGGACGAGCCGGCCGACGCCGAGUCCGGCCACCAGAACUUGUUUGACGCGGCGGCCGCGGCGUCCACGGACGACGUGGCGCCGGACGACGGCUUGGGCGGUAUGAGUGAGGAGGGCCAGCUCGCGUUGCUCCGCGAGGCGAUCCAGUCGAACCCGGAGUUGCUCCAGCCGUUGCUCGAGCGCAUGGCGGCCACGGACCCACAGGCCGCGGCCAUGAUCGCCGAGGACCCGGAGGGCUUUGUGCACCGCUUCUUGUCGGGCGAGCUCGGCAUGGAUGUGGACGACGCCGACGGGGGCGACGACCCGGAGGGCGUGGUGCGCGUGGAGUUGUCCGAGCUGGACCAGCAGGCCAUUGCACGCUUGUGCGAGUUGGGCUUCGACCGCAACUUGGUGAUCCAGGUGUACAUGGCGUGCGACAAGAACGAAGAGGUCACGGCGGACAUCUUGUUCCGGGACACCUCCGACUAG